This is a messenger RNA of Quercus lobata, 2929 nucleotides long. Its product is annotated as pentatricopeptide repeat-containing protein At1g11290, chloroplastic-like. Bases 72 to 1931 code for a protein of 619 amino acids. The transcript has 2 exons. Gene Ontology annotation, molecular function: RNA binding; protein binding. The record is from RefSeq and is a predicted model, not a curated record. Gene Ontology annotation, biological process: RNA modification. NCBI's taxonomy places the organism in Eukaryota, Viridiplantae, Streptophyta, Magnoliopsida, Fagales, Fagaceae.
UGAGAGGACCAUGGUGAUGGCAUCCACAGAUUCCACACUUCAAACAUUUUCACCUAGUUUUGUGUUAGGAAAUGAGCUUGCGAUCGUCCGCUUCUCAAAUACGGUGCACCUUGUGGAAAGCAGCCAAUCGGGUGGUUUCCCGCGCUCCAAUGACCCACACUUUCCACAGUGACACUGACCCAGAACACGAUUUUGUAUGCUCUAUCGAGAAGCUAUCGAGGCCAGUUGAUUUGGACCUUUUGGCUCAGUUUCAAGUUCAUGGGUAUGGGACUCUACUCAACCCUCACGUUCUCAACAAAUUCAUGUCCUUUUGCGCCAAAUUGGGACUUCUUCAUAUUGGAAUUCAAGGCCAUUCAAUUAUUAUCAAAAUGGGUUUCGGUUCAAAUGUGUAUAUAUGCAGUGCUCUUGUAGAUAUGUAUGGUAAAUGUGGUGAAAUUUCAAGCGCUCAGAAAAUGUUUGAUGAAAUGCCUCAGAGAAAUGUAGUCACUUGGAAUUCUUUGGUUUCUGGGUAUUUGCAUGUUAGUUGCCCGGGAAUUGCUAUUGAUUUAUUUUUGGAGAUGUUGCGAGUGGGGAUAGCUCCAACCCCAUUCAGUGUUUCGGCUGUUUUGGUGGGUUGUUCCCAAUUGGAAGCUAAAAGGCUUGGAACUCAGGUGCACGGUCUAAGUUUAAAAGCAGGAUUUUGCUCUAAGGUUGUUGUGGGAACAGGUUUAGUUGAUAUGUAUUCAAAGUGCUGCAGUGUGGAUGAUUCAAGGCGGGUAUUUGAUCAAAUGUUGGAUAAAAAUAUCUUAAGUUGGAGUUCCAUGGUUACUGGCUAUGCGCAAAAUCAACAACCAGAUGAGGCGAUGGUUUUAGUAAAAGAUAUGCUGCGUUGGGAUCUUAAGCCAAAUUAUGUAACUUAUAAUAGUUUGCUGAGUUCAUUUUCUAGUCCUGAUUAUUUGGAUCAUUGCAAGCAGAUUCAUUGCCGUGUAAUUCAGGAUGGUUUAGUGUCUAAUGCAUAUAUAGUGGUUACCCUUGUGAUUGCAUAUUCGGAAUGUGGUGGUAGCUGGGAGGAAUUUCGGAAGAUUUGUUUGAGUGUCACAAAAUGGGAUCAAAUCUCAUGGAACGCAGUCAUUGCUGGGUUUUCUAAUUUAGGUUAUGGUGAGGAGUCCUUGAAAUGCUUCUUUGAAAUGAGGUUGGCUGGUGUUGAUGUAGACUUCUUCACAUUUGCAAGCAUUCUAAAAGCUGUUGGAAUUAUUUCAGCUCUUGAAGAGGGGAAGCAGGUCCAUGCUUUGGUUUUCAAAAGUGGACAUGCUGCAAAUUUAUAUGUCCAAAACGGGCUUGUUUCCAUGUAUGCAAGAUGUGGUGCUAUUGAUGAUUCUAAGAGAGUAUUUAUAUCGAUGGACAGACAUGACAUGAUUUCCUGGAACGCUCUUCUUUCUGGUUGUGCUCAUCAUGGGUAUGGUAGAGAGACUGUUCAAUUGUUUGAACAGAUGAGAAGAACUCACAUCAAGCCAGAUAAUACCACCUUCCUGGCUGUGCUCACUGCUUGUAGUCAUGCAGGUUUGCAGGACAAAGGGCUUGAAUACUUUAAUUUGAUGAGAAAUGAUGAUUUUCUUGAACCUCCCCAAAUGGAGCAUUAUGCUACAAUUGUUGAUCUUUUUGGUCGAGCUGGGAAUCUCCAUGAGGCAGAAGCCUUUAUCAAUAGCAUGCCAAUAGAGCCAGGACUGUCAGUCUACAAAGCUAUUCUAAGCGCUUGUCAAGUUCAUGGAAAUAAGGAAAUUGCUCUACGUUCUGUAAAAAAGAUACUGGAGCUGUGGCCGAAUGACCCUGCAACUUAUGUGUUGCUAUCAAAUGUGUUGGAGACAGGGGGUUACUGGGAUGAUGCAUCCAAAGUACGGAAGCUCAUGUGUGAUUCAGGAGUGAGGAAAACUCCUGGUUAUAGUUGGAUUUGAGUGAACGAAUAGGAAAUGGAUUCUGUAGUGUGACAGAAAAGGACUAUUUGAUACUCCCUUGGUGUCCCUGGGCAGUUGAUCUUGAACUCGUUUGUUAAGAAGAGGCAGAGAGUAAACUUCCGUUAAUGCCAUACGGUGAUCAGCUGAGUUGGGCAUAUUGAGAAUGGGGUUGGAAGAUUCCAACACAUUUGACAUUCCAUACUACUCAGGAUAGUUUUUCUCCCAUUACAUAGUACAAUCUCUCUCUCUCUCUCUCUCUCUGCAAAAGGUGAAUAAAAAGAAAGAAUGAAAGAAAACACUAAACAAUAAUACAACAGGGCUCAUCCCUCAAAAGAGCGUCCAGAACCCUCCUAGGAAAAGCAUCAGGCCAGAUUGAACACUUAAAACCAUUGAAGAAGCUCCAUUUGGCAAGCUCACGGGCCACUACAUUACCAAAUUCUGCUGACCCAAGAGAAAUCUAUCUGAUGAGCAGAGUUCUCUAGCUGUAAUUGCUGAGUAGAUGCAAUUAGACCAGAAACUUCUCAAUUCUAAGGAUAAAUCAAGUCAUGGUUUUAACUUCCAACUGCGGGGUGAUCAGUUAAAUCUUAAGUUCUUCUAACUUGUCAAGUUCAUAAGGAAAUUGCUCCACCCUUUUUCAGUUGAUCAUACUGGACAUACUGCUGAUGUUAUGCAAUAUCUUGUGCUUUAUUGACCAAUUGGCGGGACAAAAAAGCAACCAUGGCUUUACCCAUUAGGCAUGUAGUUGUGGAGUCAUAAAAUGCCAAUACUCGAUGGAGCAUUGCUCUUGAACAAAUCAAAGUAGGUUGUAAAUGGCAUACCAAAGCCUCAAGUCCUUUACUAGUUGGGCUUAUGUGGACGAAGGCUACUCCUAACUAGGAAUGAACAACCACCCUUAGUGUGGAUUAUGUGCUUAGAAGAAGUCAUGUUUAAUUGCUCGUGAGACAUUGUAGUCAAGAUCUUUGUACACCGUUCUAGUUUGUAUUGCAAAUCCAACUCUG